GGCCAUCAGCAGCGCCUCCCCCCGCCCCGGCCGCGUGCCUUCCCCACAUCCCACCCGCAGGCUGUGCAGCGGUGCGCAGAAAUGCCCCCGCGCGGCUCUCCCCCCUUCCGCCAAUUAUUCGGGGUUUUCACUUUGAUCAGGAAUCUGAACAGCGGCUUCUCAGCCCUGAAGGCUUUGGUUCCUUUGAUGCCCCAGGAUCGCAAACCCAGCAAAGCCGACACCCUGCGGGCAGCCGCCGAAUACAUCCGCCUGCUGCGGGCUGUGCUGCGGGACGCGGGGGGGCUGCAGGACGGAGCGGGGGGCGGCAGCCAGGAGGUGACCCCGGGGGGGGGCGGUUGGCCCCCGCCUGCCCCCCAACCGCAGCCGUGGGGCUCCCAGCCCUGUGUGGGGCGGCUGCAGGCGACGCUUCCUGCUCAUCCCUAAGAAAAUUAAUGAAGAUUUGGGGGGGGGACGGAGCGACGCUGAUGUCCCAGCGCUGAUUUCAGUGCCCCCAAACCAGAAUUGAUUUCAAAUCCCCCCCCCUCCAUUGAUGCUAUGGAGC
Molecule: messenger RNA, 541 nt
Organism: Lagopus muta (rock ptarmigan)
Lineage: Eukaryota; Metazoa; Chordata; Aves; Galliformes; Phasianidae
Gene: FIGLA
Product: folliculogenesis specific bHLH transcription factor
Exons: 4
Coding region: 82-423 (113 amino acids)
Biological process (GO): regulation of transcription by RNA polymerase II; developmental process
Molecular function (GO): DNA-binding transcription factor activity, RNA polymerase II-specific; RNA polymerase II transcription regulatory region sequence-specific DNA binding; protein dimerization activity
Source: RefSeq, a predicted model, not a curated record